Culicoides brevitarsis is the source of this 1206-nucleotide messenger RNA. Its product is annotated as putative gustatory receptor 28b. Gene Ontology annotation, cellular component: axon; dendrite; neuronal cell body. NCBI's taxonomy places the organism in Eukaryota, Metazoa, Arthropoda, Insecta, Diptera, Ceratopogonidae. The record is from RefSeq and is a predicted model, not a curated record. The coding region runs from base 1 to 1206 and encodes 401 amino acids. Gene Ontology annotation, biological process: male courtship behavior; chemosensory behavior; sensory perception of taste. The transcript is spliced from 4 exons.
AUGAGCAGCAUUGAAUUUCCAUCGAAAAAACGUCUCGUCACUAAUCGAGAAACUUUCGCGCUUUUGCAUCAAGUUCGACGUUUUUGUGGUUUUACGCCUUUUUAUUUGUAUCAUGCGGAUAAAAAUUCUCCAUUGAUGUCUGUGAAAAUAACGAUCAAAGAUGCUUUGUGCUUCGUGACAUGCUGUGUCAUUUACACUUAUUUUAGUAUGCAAAAUUAUCACUAUCGGAUUCUAUUUGCCAUGUCGCGGUCAUUUUUAUCGAAUAUGGGAAACAUUUUGAUAACAUUUUGUGGAGUUUUGAUGGCAGCUGGUUGUCCUAUCAUGAAUAUAAUUAAUCGCAAGAAAAUUUGUAAAAUGUUUAAUAUGGUGGAGGAAUGGGAUGUGAAUCUCUACUACGACUUAAAUGAAACUCUCGACAUGGUGCCCAUCAAAAAACGUCUCUACAUUUACAUGCUUUAUGGCUUUGGAUCAACUUUCUUCAACGCAACUAGUUCCAUCUUCAUGUUUCUUUACAUCACGGACUUCAAUUUCUUCAAGGAAUGGUACUUCCUCCUAUGCUACUUCAUAGUCUGCUUGGCAUAUUUCGUCUUCAUUUCACACUUUAUCAUCUGGUUGCAAGUCAUUUGCAAUCGCUUUCAUGUACUCAACGUCGUUCUCGAAAAACGAACAAAUUCUCAAGUAAUGAAGAAACAAACCUCCGAAGAACUCGAAAACUCAAUAAUAAAAAUUUCAAUUUUACACAAUGAGGUCUCAGAAAUCUUGGAAUUGGGAAAUCGACUUUUUUCUGUGCAAAUGAUUCCAUUUUUCACGACUUUUAUGUGUUACUUGAUUUUCGUAGCGUUUCAAGGGUAUUUGUUGUUUUUUGAUUACAACACGGAGGAUCUCAUCAAAACCCUCAUGAAUGUCCUGUGGUUGGUUUGGUUGAUAGUUCUCGUCGUAAUAAUUGUUCAUAAUGCAAGUAAAAUAUUGGAAUUGAGUGAGGAUAUGGCGAUUAAAGUUCAUAACACAAUUAAUCAACUGGAUCCGAGGAAUUAUUGUUCAGUUGUUCGACGAAUGCGGUACUUUGUGCAGCAAAUUCAACAUCGGAAGCCAGUUGUGUCCUGUGGAUUGUUUGUCAUUGAUUAUUCGUUGCUUUUGGGGAUGUCAAGCGCUUUUAUUACAUUUAUCGUAAUUUUGAUCCAAUUUGAGACCGUCAAGAAUAUUUAA